CAAAUUCUUCUUGUUCAGGUUAAGUGAAAUUAAGUGAUUAAAAAUUAAUUAAUUACCUGUUUUUCCUUCUUGAUUAAGUGAUAAAUUAAUAUAUAUCUGAUAGAGUGAUUUCAGAGCCGUCGAUUGAUAUAUUGGGAAUUAAAGAGAAAAGGUAAAAAUAUGACGGAAACAACCCAAUUAAUUAAAGAAAUUGGAACGGCCAUCACCUCCAAUAUCACAUAUGAAAACUUGGUAAAUAAAAUGUCGGAGAAAAAUUUAAAUGAAGCCAUUGUUAAGAUCAACUGUCAAUUACAAGAUGAAAAGGAAGUCUCAACUUGGUCACCUGAAGACAUCGUGGCAGCUAAUCAAAUAAUUAAGUUCUUUGGAGAUAAGGUUAACCUUAGAAAAACACCUAAGAAAACUCCACAAAAGCAAAAAAAUCAGGUUCCUGCUAAUCAACAGACUCUCUCUCAAUUUAUUGGUAAAAAGAGAUCAAGUAAUUCACUUCUCACAACACCAAAUAAAAGGACUAGAGUUCAUCAAGUUGAUCUUGUCAGCAAUGGUAGUGACAACACAGAAGAAGUUACAACUGAUGGAAUCACGGACUCAGAGAUUGAACCAGAGGCUGUACAAUCGGAAUUGGAAGAGAUAAACUUUGAUGUUGAUGUCGUUGGAGUUACAGUUGAUGAUUAUAAUCUCAGUAAAGCCAAGAAAUCAAAGGUAAUCUCGAAGAGAUAUAAAGAGGAAGAUGAAGUUCCUGAAGGAUGGUUUAAAGUUGAUCACCUUGCGCCAAAGCCAAUUGUACUUAUCGAGAAGAUUGAAAAAAUUGAGGAAGUUGAUCUGAUGUUAGAACAUGUAAAGGGUAUCCUUGAGGUUGAAGACUCUGAUUUUGGAGAGAUCGAGGAAAUCACAACAACAAACAAAUUUGUGAAAAUUAUUUUCAAGAAUACUCACAACAGAGACAUUUUUUGUCGUUAUGCUGAGAAAUAUCAGGAUGGAUGGACAGUUAAGGUUCCAACACUUCGAAAUCCUUGUCUGAGAAUCAUAAACAUUGACAGCUUAACUACUCUUAAAGAUGAAGAAAUAAUAGAGAGAAUUGUCAGAAAAAAUAAGUUUAAUCUUAAUGAGGAAACGUUAAUGAAGAUUGUUCACAGAUCCAAUCGUAAGAAUGGUAUGACACUCAUAUUAGAAGUUUCACCAAUAAUAAGAGAGUUAAUCUACAGAAGAAAGGGAAAACUUUUGAUCGGAUACAAAACCUUUCAAGUCUCAGAUUGUUUUGGGAUCAAAAUCUGUCAUAACUGCCUGUCUUACGGACAUAUUAACUGCAGUCAACAGAUCUACUGUAGGUAUUGCAGCUUAGGUCAUAUUGGAAAGUGUAAGAUAAAGGGUGACAAAAAACUGUACAAAUGUAAAUCUUGUAUGCGAAAUGGACAUCAAUUUAAUGAUCCUUCAUGUGAAGUAUUUCAAAAUAAGAUGUCAUAUGAACUUCAGUACAUCAAUUACACAUAUGAUUGGGUGAUGGCAGGAAAAAUAGAAUAAUCUGAAUGCU
Messenger RNA from Panonychus citri (citrus red mite), 1528 nucleotides. RefSeq lists its product as uncharacterized. Lineage: Eukaryota; Metazoa; Arthropoda; Arachnida; Trombidiformes; Tetranychidae. The record is from RefSeq and is a predicted model, not a curated record. Bases 160 to 1518 code for a protein of 452 amino acids. The transcript has 2 exons.